GUUGAUUGGGAUGGUUAUACUAUAGGAUACUAUGGCCGUAUAUUUGAAGCUCGGAAUAAGACCAAGGGCGGUUCAUUUGAGGGUGAUGACAAGGACUUUUUCAAAUUUAGAGUAGGAUCUCAAGAGGUAAUACCAGCAUUUGAAGAGGCUGUUUCAAGCAUGGCUCUUGGUGGCAUUAGAAGGUGCGUGGCAUCUCCCAUAUAUCAGCCUUGUGUUAUUAAGGAAUUGUUUCAAAAAGUUAGUAAAACAACUACUAGACAAAGACAUUCGU
Molecule: messenger RNA, 271 nt
Organism: Morus notabilis
Lineage: Eukaryota; Viridiplantae; Streptophyta; Magnoliopsida; Rosales; Moraceae
Product: peptidyl-prolyl cis-trans isomerase FKBP19, chloroplastic-like
Exons: 3
Cellular component (GO): thylakoid; chloroplast
Molecular function (GO): peptidyl-prolyl cis-trans isomerase activity
Source: RefSeq, a predicted model, not a curated record